AUGUCGACUCCCGCCGAAAACUGGGCGAAACUGAUUCGGUACAACUUCGGUCGCAUGAUGGGUAACGUGCGCGCCCACGAAAAGAGAAAAAUCACGAACAGUCUGGCGUUCAUGCACCUUGCUGAACCCAACAUGCUCCUGGAAGCCUUCGGCUACGGCCCCUCUGGCUCUCCUCUCAUGAAACAGCACACCUGCCUGGCCCCCGACGGCAAAGGGCGAUUCCCCGAGCUGCAUUGGACGCGUCCCCUGGCUGGCCAGGUGAAGGAAUACGUUCUCGUCUGCGAGGAUCUCGACACGGCCUUGCCCGGCGGCAAACCUCGCAACCACUGUCUGCUGUACAACAUCCCAGGUUCUACCAUCACCGCCAGCCAUCUCGAUCUACGCACUUUCUCAGAUGAUAACGACACAAACCCUUCCACGUCUGCUGGAUGGAAAUACGUCGCCCACGGCAAGCACGUCGUCUACGUUCCUCCCAAGCCGCUGCCGGGCCACGGAGCUCACCGCUACGUCUACACCGUCAUUGCGCUCGACGACCAUCUCGUGUUUCCUCAGAAUAAGAAAGUCACAAAGGAGAAGAUCAUGGAUGCCAUGACGGGCAAGGUUAUCGGUUGGGGUCAGUGGGUGGGCCAAUUCGAACGGCCUUACGAGCGUGGUUCUCUCUGGUGA
Penicilliopsis zonata CBS 506.65 is the source of this 666-nucleotide messenger RNA. RefSeq lists its product as hypothetical. The record is from RefSeq and is a predicted model, not a curated record. The coding region runs from base 1 to 666 and encodes 221 amino acids. NCBI's taxonomy places the organism in Eukaryota, Fungi, Ascomycota, Eurotiomycetes, Eurotiales, Aspergillaceae. The transcript has a single exon.